Molecule: messenger RNA, 321 nt
Organism: Aspergillus pseudotamarii
Lineage: Eukaryota; Fungi; Ascomycota; Eurotiomycetes; Eurotiales; Aspergillaceae
Product: Endoribonuclease L-PSP/chorismate mutase-like protein
Exons: 2
Coding region: 1-321 (106 amino acids)
Cellular component (GO): cytosol; mitochondrion
Molecular function (GO): deaminase activity
Source: RefSeq, a predicted model, not a curated record
AUGUCUCCCUGCCGUCAACCAAAUCAUACCAAAGAAGCCCCACCUCCGCGGCCAUUUUAUAACCAGGCAGUCAUUGCCAAUGGCUUUGUUUUCUGCUCCGCCCAACUUCCCAAGGAUUCUACAGGAAGGAUUGUCGAGGGCACCGUCCAGGACCGUGCGCAUCAAUGCAUUAGAAACUUGAAGCCCGUGCUGGGAUCAAUUGGAUCCAAUCUCGAGAAAAUGGUCGAAGUAAAUGUUGUCCUGUUGGAUAUGGAGGACUUUGAGAAAAUGAACGAGGUUUACUUGGAAUGGUUUGGUGACAUCAAGCCCGUUAAAAUAUAA